Messenger RNA from Rhinocladiella mackenziei CBS 650.93, 1866 nucleotides. RefSeq lists its product as uncharacterized. Lineage: Eukaryota; Fungi; Ascomycota; Eurotiomycetes; Chaetothyriales; Herpotrichiellaceae. The coding region runs from base 1 to 1866 and encodes 621 amino acids. The record is from RefSeq and is a predicted model, not a curated record. Gene Ontology annotation, molecular function: NAD+ binding. The transcript has 2 exons.
AUGGGGCUCAGAGAGGUGACAUUUGAGGAUGAGCGACCUCUGCAGGAAAUUGCCGAUACUCUGGUAAGGUCGCAUAAAAUUCUGCUCAUUACUGGCGCAGGAAUCAGCACAAGUUGCGGUAUACCAGAUUUCCGGUCAAAGGACGGCCUCUAUAAUAUCAUCCCAGAGCAAGCUACGCUCCCAACACCACCACCAUCAGAACCCUCCACACCAUCACUGAAACGCACAAUGUCUUUUGCCAAUGAAGAAUUGCCGUCACCGCAAUCCUCCACAUCCUUCAUUUCGAGCCGAACGUCAUCCACGAGCAUGCCGUCGAAGCUCCGGGGACAGGACUUGUUUGAUUCGCGUGUGUUUCACAAUCCAUCCUCCACGACAAUAUUCUAUCAAUUCAUUGCCCAUCUGCGGGAAAAAAUCCGCGGGGAAGUUCGAUCCACGAGUUCAGUCCAUAAAUUUGUCCGCGUCCUCCGCGACGGCGGUCGAUUAAUGCGAUGCUAUACCCAGAAUAUAGACGGACUCGAGUCAAGAGAAGGGCUUGUCACCGAUUUAGCAUGUGGCAAGGGUAACAAACGACGCUUCAUGAAGAAGAAUUACGAAGCUCCACGACCUGCACAUACUUCCGGGACGGACUUCGAUAGUGGGUGUGAAGUGGUCCAACUUCAUGGUGAUUUGGAGAAACUACGCUGUACCAUGUGUUCGACACCAUUCGCAUGGACCGACGCCGAGACCGAGAUCUAUUUAGAAGGCGCCGCACCCAAGUGCCCCCAGUGCCAAACGAAAAGCGAGGACAGGCAGGCAACUGGAAAGCGAGGUCUGACGGUAGGAUCCCUGCGGCCGAAUAUAGUGUUGUAUGGGGAAGACCACCCGUCAAAUACUCUGUUGACGCCUCUGAUUCCCUUUGAUGCCGGCUGCCAACCUGAAGUCAUGAUAAUCAUGGGAACUUCUUUGAAAGUAUUCGGGCUGCAGAAGAUUGUUCGAGAAUUCGCCAAAGCAGUACAUGCGCACAAGAAUGGCAAAGGACGUGUUAUCUUUGUCAACCGGACUCGACCUGCAGAGAGUGUCUGGGAGGGCAUCAUCGAUGACUUUGUGGCCAUGGAUUGUGACGACUGGGUGGAAGACUUGAAGCAUCGUCGACCAGAUCUCUGGCUUCGCCAAGGUGACAUCGGGCUAGCCGUCAGCAAAUCCACGUCGGGCAAAAAAAAGAGGAAAUCGAUCGGAGGAGAAGCGAGAAUCGAGAACCGGCCGAUUAAGAAGGCAAAAGUGGUAGUGGAGAUUCCCGGCGCUUCUGCGGUGACCGACCAGGGAGCUCCGAGCACCCCUUCAACGAAGCCACUCAAACCGCCUCCCAAUUGCCCUGGUAGAGCCAUUCUCUCACCGUUGGCUCAAGCGAGACGACCAUCGAUUUCCCCGUUGUCGAGCCCGGUCCGCCCGGACGACACGGAUCCUGCCGCAAACCCAGCCAGACGUAGCACGCCCAAGCGGCCUGCUUUCUCCCCCUUGACACCGGCGAGCAAGCUCAAGAUGGGAGUCCUUCGAGACAAGACCGCUGAGCAAGAGUUGUUCGGUAGCAAGCCUGUUCGGGACAAUCCAGAAGUACAGGAGUCAUCAGACGAAAAUGCAGCUGCGGAAUCUAUGCUCAAGGAUGGGAGUAGAAGCACCAACCAACGCCGAGAAUCCAGUUUCAUAGCACAGAUAUGGCAACGAGUGCGAGACGGGCACAUCUUGUCCUGUUCUCGACCACUAGAUGUGUCUGAAGGAUCAACGGAAAACGGUGUGAUGGAAGUCGAUACCCCAUCGAGAGGGCCACGAGGGAGGAAGAUUGAUGUUUUUACAGGUAGAGGAUGGAACCAAGAGAAAGUCUGGCUGUAG